Messenger RNA from Pygocentrus nattereri (red-bellied piranha), 2634 nucleotides. It is a transcript of the gene gad3, whose product is annotated as glutamate decarboxylase 3. Bases 103 to 1716 code for a protein of 537 amino acids. Lineage: Eukaryota; Metazoa; Chordata; Actinopteri; Characiformes; Serrasalmidae. The transcript has 15 exons. The record is from RefSeq and is a predicted model, not a curated record. Gene Ontology annotation, cellular component: cytoplasm. Gene Ontology annotation, molecular function: pyridoxal phosphate binding; carboxy-lyase activity. Gene Ontology annotation, biological process: carboxylic acid metabolic process.
UGUAACCACAGACAAGCAUGAUCACUUUUACCUUCGCCCAGCUGUAAAAGGUGAGAGAAUAUUCAGGAGGUGCUUUCAGCUGACGAGAUUGCAGUGAAUUCAAUGGAAAUCAAGCAGGAUGACAGGCAGCUGAUUAGCUGGAGCAAACAGGACGGAGGUUCUUUUGAAAAUGCUGACAAACCCAAUGGACAGCACUUAGCCAGUGACUUCAGCAGCCUCCACAGCAAAGAUCUUCUUCCUGCAAAGAACGGGGAGGAGGUGACCAAGCACUUCCUGCAGGAGCUGCUCAACAUUCUGCUGGCGUACAUCAGCAAGUCUUUGAACCGCAGCUCCAAAGUGCUCGACUUCCACCAUCCCCACCAGCUGAAGGAAGGUCUAGAGGGCUUCAGCCUGGAGCUCCAGGACCAGCCAGACAACCUGGAACAGCUGCUAGUAGACUGCCAGGACACCCUGAAAUAUGGAGUCAAGACCGCUCACCCAUGCUUCUUCAACCAGCUGUCAACUGGACUGGACAUCAUUGGACUAGCAGGGGAAUGGGUCACGUCAACUGCGAAUACAAACAUAUUCACCUAUGAGAUUGCACCAGUGUUCAUCCUCAUGGAAGACAUCAUCUUCAAGAAAAUGCAUUCUAUUAUUGGCUGGUCUGAAAAGGAGGGAGAUGGCAUCUUCUGCCCAGGAGGCACAAUGUCUAAUCUUUACAGUGUGUUGCUGGCCAGAUAUCAUUUCUUCCCAAGGGUGAAAACUGCAGGGAUGCUUGCCCUGCCGCCUCUCGCCCUCCUCACCUCCACACAUAGUCAUUUUUCGAUCAAGAAGUCUGCGGCUGUCCUCGGGAUUGGCUCUGAAAGUGUGUUUUUAGUGAAGUGUGAUGAAAGGGGUAAAAUGAUUCCAAAAGAACUAGAAUCCAGUAUCAGAACAGCAAAGUCCAAGGGUCUGGUUCCAUUCUAUGUAAACGCCACUGCAGGGACCACCGUGUAUGGAGCCAUUGACCCUCUCAAUGACAUAGCAGACAUCUGUGAGAGAUUUGGCCUGUGGAUGCAUGUGGAUGCAGCUUGGGGAGGUGGCCUGCUCUUGUCUAAGAGGCACCGGAUGAAACUGCAAGGCAUAGAUAGGGCCUCAUCCAUCACCUGGAAUCCCCACAAGAUGAUGGGCGUCCCUUUGCAGUGUUCAGUCAUUCUAGUGCAAAAGAAGGGUCUGCUUCAGGAGUGCAAUCAACUGUGUGCCGAGUAUCUUUUCCAGCCUGAUAAACACUAUGAUGUGUCCUAUGACACUGGAGACAAGAGCAUCCAGUGUGGGAGGCAUGUGGACAUCUUCAAGCUGUGGCUCAUGUGGAAGGCCAAGGGCUCAGAAGGAUUCGAAUCACAGGUCAACCACUGCCUAGAAAACGCAGAGUACCUUUACUACAAGCUAAAGAGCAGAAAGGACUUCCAGUUGGUCUUCCAAAGCCAACCAGAACACAGUAACGUCUGCUUCUGGUACCUUCCAACCAGCGUGAGGAACAUGCCUCCAGGUCCAGAGAGAGACAGGGAGCUUCACAUGGUGGCUCCAAAAAUCAAGGCGAAGAUGAUGGAGGAAGGAAUGACUAUGAUUGGCUACCAGCCUCUCGGAGACAAGGUGAAUUUCUUCCGCUGUGUGUUCUCCAACCCAGCCACGCAGAAAGAAGAUGUUGACUUCCUCCUGGAUGAAAUCACCCGUCUGGGCCGUGAGCUUUACAGUUGAAUAAAUACGGGGCUUACUAAGUCUGAGGAUAUGAGCCAUUUUCUGUCAUAGCUUGACUUACACUUUCCCUAAACCUGUAAGCUACACUGUGUUGAUUUAUUCUGUAGCUGAAUUCAUUCUUAGUCUUUACUGAAAAGGACAGAAUUGACGUGAUGUUCCGGCCAAAAUUUAAAUGUACAGUUUCCCCCUUUUCUCUCAGUGUAGUCAAUCAGCCAAGACAUGCUUGGUGUCUGAAGUUUCCUUCUUUAGUUUUGCACUUUAACAAGGAGGCAAAUGUAGCUAUUAAAUAAUGGAAGCUUAUUAUCAUUGUAAUUUUGCCUCAAGUUGCACUGAUUUGUUAAGUAGUCUCAAUUAGACUUAUGUGGUUUCUGACACUGUUUGAUGUACUGUUGUCUAUAACAAUGAUCAAAAGUACAUCGAAUAAAAAGAAGCACUAGCAGCAACAUUAAAGCUGAAAUGAAUGGAAACCUGUUCUAUCACCUGGAAAAAAGGCCAUAUAGUAGAAGAUUCCUCAUAAUUAUGACUUAAUAUUACAUAGUUAUGUAUAACUAUGUCUCUUAAUUAUGUUUUAGUAUGUGUUAAUCAUGGCUCAGUGUCACAAUAAUGAAAAGGUAUCUCAUAAAUAUGACUUACGAUCUCAUAAUGACUUACAAUUUCAUAAUAAUGAGCAACAUUAUGGGAUGCUAAGUUAUUAUUAUGAUUCUAAGGAGACCCCUUGUUUUUAAGUGUAGAUAUUUGGAACUGAGUUAAGAACAUUAUUUAACAGGCUACUAGCGCUGCUCUGUAGGCGAUCUUGUCAGAGGGUGAAGUUCAGGGACCUCACUGGGAAAAAUAUGCCUUCAAAGGGGUGCAGUUAUUUAUUAUUGCCCACCAAUUCUUCAGUGAUAUGAAGCUGAACUCAGGUAUUUGGGAGCUUCU